GAAGAAGAAGAAGAAGAAGAGGAGGAGGAAGAGAGAGAAUCGAUACCUUCUCUUAUUUCACAGUGAGGAUUUAAAAAGCGAAGCUCCUUCACGAUCAGGAGGCGAGGUGGCGGAGGAUUGGCUGACAGCAGACGGCAGAGGAAGGAGCGGAGUGCAGGGAUGGGGUGGAGGGAUGCCUGGGCUGCUGGUCUCUGUGGGAUCAGGAUCUGCAAUGGCCCCUGAAACCUGGAUCAGAUGGGUAGCUGUGCUUAGGUGUUUCUUUCUGUGAGGCGUGAAUAACAAUGACUCCCAUCCUCGCCAUUUGAACAUGCUGCUCGGGUAGCGGAGCCGACCGAGAGGAGCAUCUACCCUCUUCACACUCCUUCCCCUCUGGACAUAAACACACACACGCGCGGCUCAACUCAAGCACAACCAUGCUGAUCAAGGAGUAUCGCAUCCCCAUGCCGAUGAGCGUGGAGGAGUACCGCAUCGCUCAGCUCUACAUGAUCCAGAAAAAGAGCAGAGAAGAGAGCUGUGGCGAGGGCAGUGGCGUGGAGAUCCUGGAGAACAAGCCUUACGAGGACGGCCCCGGCGGCUCGGGUCAGUACACGCACAAAGUCUACCACAUCGGCAAACACAUCCCCUCCUGGUUCUGUGCCAUCCUGCCUCAAGCUGCCCUGCGCGUGGAGGAGGAGUCCUGGAACGCCUACCCCUACACACGCACCCGGUACACCUGUCCCUUCGUAGAGAAGUUCUCUAUAGACAUCGAAACGUAUUAUAAACCAGAUACUGGAAAUCAAGUGGACGUCUUCAAUAUGUCCUCUGCUGAGAAGAGACAGAGGACUGUAGACCCCAUAGACAUCGUAAAGGACUACAUCCCUCCUCACGAGUACCUGGUGGAAGAAGACCCCAAACUUUACCAGUCAGUCAAAACCAAACGGGGUCCGCUGUCGGACGACUGGAUCGAGGAGAUCAACCAGAAUCCCGGUGAAAGCCCCGUCAUGUGUGCCUACAAGCUCUGCAAAGUGGAGUUUAGAUACUGGGGCAUGCAGUCCAAGAUCGAGCGCUUCAUACACGACGUGGGUCUGCGCAAAGUGAUGGUUCGAGCCCACCGGCAGGCGUGGUGCUGGCAGGACGAGUGGUACGGCCUAACCAUCGAGGACAUCAGGCAGCUGGAGCUGGAGACCCAGCUGGCUUUAGCUAAGAAGAUGGCCCAGUACAGCCUGAAUGAAGAGGGGGGAACAGAGACCAACGGCUCCUCCGUCAGCCAGGACCAGGAGCAGGAAGCUGAGGCUGUGGGAUCGGCUGCAGAGGCCGAAGGAGGAGGAGGAGGGAAGCUGGGAGAUUCACUGGAGACACGAGGGGAGCUCACUAAGCAGUGGUCAACAUCCUCGAGAUCCUCCAACAGGUCGUCAAAGAGAGGCGGAAGUCCGUCUCACCAGAGCAUUUCAGAGUGGAGGAUGCAGAGCAUCGCCCGAGACUCAGAGGACAGUACAGACGACGAGUUCUUUGAUGCACAUGAGGACUUUUCUGACAAUGAGGAGAUGUUUGCAAAGGAGAUCACCAAGUGGAGCUCCAACGAUCUGAUGGACAAGAUAGAAACAAAUGAGGUGGAUGAAGCACAAGAAACUUUGUACCAGGAGUCGGGCGGCGAGUACGCAUCGAUGAGUAAUGAGGAGAGGCAGAUGGAGGACUGUUCGACUCAGCAGUGUCUCCAGCCGUCCAAAACUCACGUCCUCGUUCUGGUCCUGCAUGGAGGGAACAUUCUGGACACCGGCUCUGGUGAGCAGAACAACAAGCAGGGAGAUGUAAACACGCUGCGCGGAGCUUUUGAGACGGUGAUGAGGGUCCAUUACCCCGCAGCGCUGGGCCGCAUCGCCAUCCGGAUGGUCCCCUGUCCUGCUGUGUGUGUCGACGCAUUCUCACUAGUCUCCAAUCUCAGCCCCUACAGCUAUGACGAGAGCUGCCUGUCCAGCAGCCAGGACCACAUCCCGCUGGCUGCUCUGCCUCUUUUGGCUACCUCUGCACCACAGUACCAAGACGCCGUGGCAACCGUCAUCUUACGAGCCAAUCAGGUGUACAGCGACUUCAUCAAGUCUCUAGAGGGAGCGUCAUUUAGUGGGCAGGUGUGUGUUAUCGGAGACUGUGUUGGAGGUAUAUUGGGGUUUGAUGCUCUGUGCAGCAGCUCGGUGACGGUGUCAGAAAGCCAGAACAGCAGCAGACGGGGCAGCGCCAUCAGUGUACAGGACACAGACCUUCUCUCUCCAGGUAUCGUCAUCAACAGCGUCUCUCCAUCCUCGCCAUCCCUCGAAGGAAGCCGCCAUCUCAGCCGCAGCAAUAUCGACAUCCCUCGCUGCUCGGGGCCAGAUGACCCCAAGAAACAACUUCCACGCAAGCGCAGCGACUCCUCCACGUAUGAGCUGGACACCAUCAAACAUCACCAGGCCUUCCUCUCCAGUCUUCACUCCAGCGUGCUCCACGGGGAGCCCGGAUCGCGGCGCUCCAGCAGCAGCACGAUGCUUGAAGGAGGCUCUUUGGGAAAAUUUGACUUCGAGGUGACGGACUUCUUCAUGUUCGGCUCUCCUCUGGGGCUGGUGCUCGCUCUGAGGAAGACUGUGGUGCCCUCGUUAGAUGUCUCAGCUCUGCGUCCGGCCUGUCAGCAGGUUUACAACCUGUUCCAUCCAGCCGACCCCUCGGCCUCCCGCCUCGAGCCCCUCCUGGACAAACGGUUCUACCUGCUGCCUCCCUUUAGCGUCCCCCGUUACCAGCGCUUUCCUCUGGGUGACGGACACUCUGCUCUCCUGGUUGACACGGUGCAGAGUAACCCUCAGCUUCUGAUGGAGUCAGCUGGUGCAGCUUCCCACCGCUGUCCGGACAGCACCGUCAACGAGACCUCCAUCCCUGUACCUGUCCUCAACUGGCAGCUCCACACAGAGACGGAAUCUUCUCACUCACAUAUUUUUGUGGACAGCCCGCACCCAUCGUCCACGUCUCCAGGGGUCCCUCACCUCCGCUGCACCCGUCGGGCCAGCGAGGUCAGCAUAGCCAGCCAGGUGUCAGGCUUAGCUGACUCCUACACCGCCUCCAACAUCGCCACCACACACAAACGUGGAGUCAGCCACAGUAAAAGGUCCCGCCUGCUGUCCCAGCUGGCUCUGCCCUACAAUAAGUUGGCCUCUCGGAGCCCGUCACUGCGCUCGGGAAAGACAAUCCGUCGGGUUUUCCCGAAACCCAACGGCGUGGAUUCUGAGCAGAGCUCGGACGUUAGCUCUGACCUCACUGAUGUCACGUCUGACAUCUCAGACAUCAGCUCAGUCCCCCCGUCACCGCGGGUGCUGAAGAACAUAGAGCAAGUUGCUUCUCGGUGGUGGGGCAGUAAGAGGAUGGACUUCGCCCUGUACUGCCCCGAUGCCCUGACAGCGUUUCCCACAGUGGCUUUGCCUCAUCUCUUCCACGCCUCCUACUGGGAGUCUACAGACGUCGUGUCCUUCUUACUCAGACAGGUGAUGAGACACGAGAACUCCAGUAUUUUGGAGCUAGAUGGUAAAGAAGUGUCUGAAUUUACUCCAUCCAAACCUCGAGAGAAGUGGCUCCGCAAGAGGACUCAUGUUAAAAUCAGGAACGUGACAGCAAACCACCGAGUGAACGAUGCCGUGUUCACAGAGGACGGAGUUCAGAUGGUGAUGGGACGUUUCAUGUACGGCCCUCUGGACAUGGUCACCCUCACUGGAGAGAAGAUCGACAUCCACAUCAUGACCCAGCCUCCCUCUGGAGAGUGGGUGUACUUUAACACAGAGCUCACCAACAGCAGCGGACGCGUCUCUUAUGUAAUCCCAGAGAGCAGAAGGCUGGGCAUCGGGGUGUAUCCUGUCAAGAUGGUGGUCAGGGGUGACCACACAGUUGCAGACAGCUAUCUGUCUAUUGUACCACGAGGAACAGAGUUUGUUGUGUUCAGUAUUGACGGGUCGUUUGCUGCCAGUGUGUCUAUAAUGGGCAGCGAUCCAAAGGUUCGAGCUGGAGCUGUGGACGUGGUGAGAUACUGGCAGGACCUGGGCUACCUGAUAGUAUACGUAACGGGUCGCCCUGACAUGCAGAAGCAGCGUGUGGUGGCCUGGCUCUCUCAGCAUAACUUCCCCCACGGCGUCGUCUCGUUCUGCGACGGGCUGGUUCACGACCCGCUCCGGCACAAGGCCAACUUCCUCAAAUGCCUCAUCAACGAGGCCCACAUGAGGAUCUUUGCAGCCUACGGCUCCACCAAGGACAUCUCUGUGUACACGUCGAUCGGCCUGCCUCCGUCACAUAUCUACAUAGUGGGAAGACCCACGAAGAAGAUGCAGAACCAGUGUCAGUUCAUUCCAGACGGCUACGCUUCCCACCUCUCCCAGCUGGAGUACAACCAGAGGUCUCGUCCCGCCAAGUCCGCCAGCACCCGCAUGGUCCUCCGCAAGGGCAGCUUCGGGCUGGGUGCAGCCGGCGGAGACUUCCUUCGCAAGCGCAAUCACAUCUUUCGCACCAUCUCCUCCAAGCAGCCCGGCGGGGCGGGGUCGGCCUCUCCCAACCAGCCGGGGCGGACCGAGCGAACCCUGAGCCAGUGCGAGGUGGAGCGGGAUCGAGGGGUCGUGCCGGCCACCCAGAGGAGCAUGAGCAUAGCUGCAGGGUGCUGGGGUCGCACCGGCAGCACCAAGGAGGGCAGCAGUGGGUUACUGGGCCCUAAAUAAGGUUCAGUGAGGAGCUGUGGUGUGAAAGGACCCGGUCUGAGCCACCAUGAUCUCUGGAGCAGACACAGAGAGAAGAAGAUGGCGCGGAUGGAGGGUUUGUAUUUUAGAAAUUAAAGAGAUAAGCGAGGGUGACAGCUUGAUAGAGAUAGAGAAGGAUCUGUCCAGGAGGAGUGGACUAAUCAGGCCCAGUGGGAUCCAGCGAACAAAAGACAAUUCUGUAGCAUGACUCUUUUACAGUAAUACUUUUAUAGGAUACAUCACUUACUAUUCAAAAAAAAAAAGACAAGGAAGGAUUAAAUGAAAUAUUGUAAGCCUUAAACUAAUCUCGUAUAACGGGACCCCUCCUCCCCUUUUACUGCACACACACUCGUAAAGACUGUCCAAGCAUUCACACUCUCAUGAGCUCAGGACAAACUGCAGAGCCAGAUUCAUCUUCAAACACGGGUCUGAGCCAUGGCGAGGAGCCCAUGACUUUCACUUCUGUUUCUGUCCCACUGUCAGCUGAGCUACAACAUGUUCAAACACUCUGCCCAGAAGUGACUGGCAAUAAGAACAGAGUGCAGAAUACACAGUCACUUCAACCAAUUUACACAUCAGACAUAUUUACUCACCUUCCUCCUGUGGUGUCUAAUCAUGCUCAUAGUUUUGGGUUUAUGUGUGCAGGAUUUGAUUUGUCACAGAUUACAGCAUCCACCUUAACACAAGUAAUGAUGACACUCGGUUUGGAAGGACAUUGUGUUGAAUUUUCAGCCACUACUGACGACAAAAUCUGGUCUGUUUGGUCAGUCCACACUGAAAUAUCUCUUACACUUGAUGAUGAUGACUCUUGCUGACUUUAGUGACUGACUUCCUUUGGCACCACCACAAGAUUGACAUUUGUGGUUUUGAGUGAAAGUAAAAAACUGCCAUGAAGAAUUGUCAAAAUUUAAAUUUGUUCAAUACUUUUAUGACCAAAUAGCAAAAGUAAAGACAUUCCCAUUAUCCUCAACUCAACAUUGUGUCUUCAGUAGUGUUAGCAUACUUAGUGUUAAUUUUGGCAGUUAUUUUAGAUUUAGUCUUUACACAGAAGGGCUUUUAAGUCUAGUUUUAGUCGAUAAAAAGUCAAUACAUUGAACUAAUUCACCAAGGCAAAUACAGGUAUCAGAAAUUUGAAUCAAGUUGACAGGUCAUAUCAAGUGUUGAAAUUCGUGAAAGCAGCAUUUCACAUGUUUAUUUAUUUAUUAUCAAAGUUCUAUUUCUUGUCUUUGUUUUGGAAAGAGGCUGCUGACAAACAUUUUUUGUCAUCGAUUUUGUUAAGGCGAUAAAUACUGCAUGCUAAUACGCUAAUCUAAGAUGUUUGACAUGGUAAACAUUACACCUACUAAACAUCAGCAUGUUUGCAUUGUCACUAGUCAGGUUUCCAUUCAACUGUAAAGCAAUUUUUUAUGCAAACUUUUGAAUUGUCGCCAAAAAGAAAUACAAAUUAUGCAUGUUUCAUUUGGAGCGAAUCAACUUGGUGACACAAAAAGAAAGAAAAAACAAUCUAAGUCAAAACAAGUCGCCUCUGCGAUCUAAACCAUGUACGAAAGAAAAGCGGAGACAGGUCUUAGGGAAUAUGUUUCACUUGGGCAAGUUUAAUUAAUCUGUCAUAUUAGCUAGUAUUAGCCAUUUUUCAUGCUGUCCAGAAAUAAAGACAAAUUAUGUCGUUUGUGAAAUAUCCAGGAAACAACAACAGUGGAAACAGCUAAUUCUAAUCAGAUGUUUGCUACAUCACAACUUAUUUAGCAUAGGCCUUUCCAGGUCCCAUUUAGCACAUCAAAUCUUUUUCGACAAAGACAGAAACCAUGAGUGUAAAAAAUACUCAUGCAGCUUUUCUAAUGUGCUAUCUUAAGCUGGCUCAAGUAGAGCUUCACAGAGCAGCUAGUAUGGCCACAGAAUCACGGACAGUCUUAUUUAUACCACAGCUGCAUUGAGGUGGAGACAGAAAUCUUAAAAAACUGGGCAAAGCUAUCUGCAGAUACCACCAGAGGAAAGUCAGAAAUAUGUACUUUUUUGUAAUUUGGGUGAACUGAUCCUUUAAACAUCUGAGAGCUGGUUUUAAAAUCAUCACUUCUCAUGUUCCUCACCAUGUGUUUAAAAGCAUAAUGGCUAGUUUUCAUCCUGCGGUCGGUGUGUGUGAGACUCUGUAGUAUUAUUAUCCCUUUCAGUGUGGCCUCUGGGCCAUCCAAGGCCUUAAUAUUCAACAACACACUUUCUCCACAGAUGGAACAGAAAGCAGACAAACAGGGCAUGCAGAAUUAAAGCAACAACUGAAACUCUGUACAGUCCACAGCAACAAUCCCUUUAUAUAUUCAUCUGCUUGCAAUACCUCUGAUCCACCUGCUGGUGGUGUUCUGUUUCCCACAUGUGCUGCUGCUGCUGCUGGGAGACACUUGUGAGCUGUUCCCCGGCUUCUUGCUCUUUUCGCACAUAGGACGCCGAACAUGAAGGACCUGCAGAGGAGCUGAAAUCUGGGAGGGACGGAGGCAGUAUUUCAACAUAGCUUUCACUCACAGAGACCUGUUAAUCUUUCAGUAUUUUUACUAAUCGGACUGAAGAGUGGGCCGGAAGUGAUUCAGCGUGAAUGUUGAACAGACUGGAUCGAUCCUUUCGGUGGUGUAAUGUGGAAAAAAAAUCAUGAGAGCAAACAUCAUGUCAUCGCUUCUGUCUGUUGAACUGUAUAUUUUCAUCCAAAGGGGACGUAGUAGAAGAGGAAGGAGCCGCCUCACAUCUCCAGUCCAAAAACACCAGUGAUGUGCACAAAAUAGUUUCCAAUGCUGAUGCCACCCGCGCUCAUCAGGACAGGUUCACAGGUCUUAAAACAACAGACAGGUGCCCGUAUUAACAGUGGAGCAUUAUUUGCAUGCUGUAAUCAUCCAACUGUUCAUACUGGAGAUCAAAAGAUUUCUAAUGUGCUUCCACUGUAAGUGAUGAAGAACAAAAUCCACCUUGUUCUGUGCAAAAAUGUAUCAAAUCUUUAGCUGACGAUGAAGCUAUAUAAAGUGUCAGCAGUCAGAGUUGGUCAAAUCAAGUGGAUUUAUUCCAGAGUUAAAGAUAUUUAGUAUGAAAUUAGAUGAAAAUAACAUUUUGUACUGAGUCUGCUCUCCUAACGGAAGAUGUGCUGCUGUCUUUAAACUCUAGAAACCAUGCCAAUUUAUUGUUUUGAUACUCUCAGACUCAAAUAAGAUAGUUUGUAAAUGUGUGGUGGUUCCUCGUGUGGGUGGUAGUUCAUUUAUUCAUUUAUUUGGAUCCCCAUUAUUCACUACCAAGAUAGCAACUUCUCUUCCUGGGGUCCUCAAAUGUGUAAUGUUGUUUCUUUGUCUUUUUGUUUAGAUUUUUACUGUUGUUUACUUUUGUGUUUGUUUUGUCCUGUUUGUUCUCUUUUUUACUUUUCCUCUUCCACAUGCUUUUGUUCUGCGAAUAUAACACUGGAAGAUGGUUGUUACGUAUAAUCCCAUAGGGGGAUUGGCCAGACUCUAAAAUAAAAAUGAAUGAAUGAUGUAGUAAGCAGUCAGGGGAACACCUUAAAUGGUUUAAAUUGCAUUGACAAUAUAAAUCAGCAUCAGUUAUGAUUGCUAAUUUUCAUAUUUUUCUGUUGCUGACCCCUGUGGUGUACCCCAAGGCUCCAUCCUAGGUCCUGUUUUAUUUAAUCACAUAUGCGUCUAAUGGGCUUUGUGUUUUGAAAAUACAAUAUCCCUUAUCACUGCUAUGACGAUGACAUGCAACUUUACUUCCCCUUUGAAAUCAAGCAAAAAAACAUAACCUAAAGGCCCUUUAUAAGCUACAUUUUUUAAAGUAAAUUAGAAGGGUGUAGACUCAAAACGAGUUUCUCUUGGGCCUCUGUCUUCUGUCUUUUGGUACAUAUGUCCGAAAUCUGGAUGCAAUUUUUGACACAGUGUCAAAAUCUGACAAACAAUAAAGUUCUGUCAGUAUCAGGGCUUCCCACUCACUAAUUUAUUUGUGGUAGCCCACCACGAUAAGCACAUCUCCUGCCAUGUAUUGAUUUUGUAUUUUUUGAGCUGGACUGUUCACUGGGAGUGCCACUGGAAUCUAUAUUGUUCAUUCACUCUUGCAGUGCAGAUCGUACUAUGGGCUCAGAGUGGGCAGCAGAAUGGCAGGUGCAGUGAAAGUCAAACUUAACCGUAAAUUGCGCUGGGUCUAAAAGUUUGCCUUCACUCACCUCUGCAGCAGCUGCUCCAUUCAUCAAUCUGAUCUGAUCAGCUCUGAUCGGAAUGACUGAUCAGUUAUCCUACCCAUGACUCAAGCUCCACAAACCCGAAGUGUUCUGUCUGAGCUAUUCACAUACAUGCAUAAACCUCCAAAUUUAAAGAGGAGAGAGAAUGAUACAAAGGCAAACAUACCUGUUGUUGUCAGCUGCUAUAAUGACAAACUCUGGAGAAUAGUCACUUAGUUUUUAUUUCUGUCACAGCCUUAGAUUUGCUUCAGAUAAGCUUUAUUUUUGCAGAGAAUGAGGAAUGUGGAUUUUAUUCCCCAUCAUUUAAAGUGAAAGCACAUUAAGAAAGGAUAUUUUAAUGAUUAGUAUGAAAGGAGGGAUCAUUGCAGCAAUCAAAACCUGUUUCAAUGUUCAUAUGGGCACCUGACUGUUGUUUUAAGGCAGAUUUGAAAAAUUGUGAACCUCUCCUUUAAACCCAUGAAAGCUUUUGGAUGUGUGGAGGGGUUGUACCUCGUGUUCAGUUCAUUUUAUCUAUGCUGUUGUUUUACGCCCAGCUUCCACUCAACACAAGAGUGUCUGUUUCCACUCUCUGUGUAAUCAGCAAUGUCUUCAACCCAACACAAGAAGCCAAAAUCAUUCUCUAAAUACUGUAGUUAAUCAACUGUGUGACCUCAUUGUUGUUUUUUUGCACUAGUUUACGGUGGAAUUAGACUCUAGUUACCAUCUCAUGUCACUACAUUUGGACACCUCUGUAGUGCAUGACACUUUUUGUUCAUUUCAGGGUAUACUGUAUGUGCCGAUACGCACAUAGAUUCGUCUGUACAUUUUGCCAGGAUGUGAAGAUAAUGGAAGUAAAUGUGCCAAACAGUAGACAGUUCUUGAGGAGAUGUAUUUAAACCAGGGGUUUUCAAAGUCUUUGUGGGUCCCCAACACCUCCCGCCCUCCUAUUCUAUUAUUAUUCUUUGUCUUAAUUCUAUUUUUAUCAUGUUUUGGAGCUACAGUUCCCAUAAUGCUGUGAGAGAUGUAAACAAGGAAGUAUGGAUUCAGUGAGUUAUGCAAGCCCCCUGGAACAGCGCUGGGUCUCUAAAUCAGUGAAUAAAAAUUUCUUAACGUCAAAACCCCAGUGAAAUGACGCGUUUGACUAUCGGGAUUUGGUCUAAUAAUGAUUGGAAAGUCUAGUCGAGCCGCACAGUUAAAUAAUUUUAUCACCAUUCAAGUUAGCAGAUGGCUAAAUUAGAAGUUAGCUGUUUGGUUGGCAAAUGUCUUGUGAAAUUGUGAUCAUUCUCACAGAUGAUAAAAUACUUCUUGCAAUGUUUAGGCUCCAGAAAUCCUGCCAUUUUAAUUUGUGAUACCAGUGGAGCAUCUCAGACAUGUAGUAAGAAUUAAGAGUAGAUUUAAACUGUAUCUAUAACGUAGUAGUGUCAGUUACAGUUGAUAAUUUUCCAUUCUUUUCUGCUGUUGUCUCCUGUGGUGUACCCCAAGGCUCCAUCCUGGGCCCUAUUAUGUUUUAUGAUAUAUGCUUCCACUGGGCUUUGUGUUUUGAAAAUUCAACAUCCCUUAUCGUGCAGCUAGCCUGUACUUCCCUCUUGAAACCAUUCUCAGGCAAUUGCAAGACACGUGUUUUUUGUAUGAUUUAUAAGCAAAUUUUAGGAUGUUUAUUUGCAGGGAUAAUAUGAUAGGGAUAUCAGGGGGAAGUGUAAGCACACUGAAUCCAUAAUUAUCAAUCAAUCAAUCAAUUUUAUUUAUAAAGCCCAAUAUCACAAAUCACAAUUUGCCUCACAGGGCUUUACAGCAUACAACAUCCCUCUGUCCUUAUGACCCUCACAGCGGAUAAGGAAAAACUCCCCAAAAAAACCCUUUAACAGGGGAAAAAAAACGGUAGAAACCUCAGGAAGAGCAACUGAGGAGGGAUCCCUCUUCCAGGACAGACAGACGUGCAAUAGAUGUGUAUCAUGUUAUGAGUCAUGAGCUAUGACUCCGAGUAUGAGUCAUGGUCAAGGUUCCCACAUUUUUUACUAAUGAAUUUUCAAAUUUUACUUGCCUGUUGGACUUUCUUUCCGCCAACUAGCUGCAUACACCAAUCAUGUGAUACCAGAGACAUUUCAAUUGUCAUGCAGUGCAGCACUAGAUUUUAAAAUUAGUCAUACAAGGAAUGGAUUUAAUGUAACAUUAGAUAUGUUUCAGGAUUUAUAUGACCAUAUUUUAAACCAGUGGUUCCCAACUGGUCCAGCCACAGGGUCCAUAUUUCUCCUCAGUCAUUAGUUCAAGGUCCUCACAGUUUAAUACAUUCAGCGUCAUACUCGUGUUUGGCCAUGUCGUUGAGCUAGUUUGCCGUAUCUGUCAAGUUGCUGUCCGUUUGUCACUCACUGUACAGCAGGAAAUGGCACUUCAGAGUAAAAGCUUUGUGCUGGAAAUUCACUGUACUUAAAAAUUAAGCUUGUUUUUGUAAAAACUUUUUUUUUAAAGAUAUUUUUAUGGGCAUUUUCUACCUUUAAUUGAUAGGAUAGUGAAGUGUGAAAGGGGGAGAGAGAGAUAGGGAGAGACAUGCAGCAAAGGGCCACAGGCUAGAGUCGAACCCAGGCCGCUGCGGCAACAGCCUUAUACAUGGGGCCCCUGCUCUACCACUAAGCCACCGACGCCCCUUGGUUUUGUAAAAACUUGACACGUUUACGAGUCACUUGCAGUCCAUUCUGAAAGGACCCUCAACCUACUUUUGGAUUGUGACCCACCAGUUGGGAACCACUGUUUUAAACGGUAGCCAAAACAAUGUAUACUCAAAACUUUUCCAAAACAUUUGAUUAAUUCCAACCAUUUCCAGGCUUAGAAAACAGUUUCUUCUAAAGUCAUAACCUUUAUAGGAAUUUCAUGAUCAUGGGAACCUUGUAUGGCACAACUCUCAGCAAUUGGACAGUUUUAAAAUAACUUUAGUCUCCAUGAGCUGUUUGUCACAAUCACUGCUGCAACUGCUGACCGUGUUGGUGUGCAGCCAAAUCAGCAGACCAAACUACAAUAACUAAAACACCUUCAUGCACCUGUCUCCUUCACCUCACCCUUUAUUGUUCCUCUGGGGGAGGGGCCUCACAGUUUGAAAACCCCUGAUUUACACUGUAUCCAACCUUUCAUUACAGAAGAAGGGGAGAAGUGUACUGAGAGCAUUACUUACUGCUUUGAAUUUUGGUGACUGCACCUUUUUAAUCUAACGUUCAUGUCUGAGAAAGAAAAAGUGGCUUCAACAGAAAACUAAAAAUGUCUUUUUAGCUUUGAGAGCAGAGGUCGAGCGUGUUGCUGUAAUUGUGGACAAUAAGCUGUUUCUCAAGAAGUCACAGACUUUUAGAUUGACUUUCUGUGGGCGGCAGGUUUUUGGCUACAAACACAUUGUUCCCCUUUAGCCGUUUGGCUGCUGAGUUGAAUGUCUGCCCGUUUGGAGCCAUGGAUGUGUCAGUGUACAUACUGUAAAGAUGUAUAUGUAGGACUUAUAUGGUUGAGAGUUAUUUAUUUACCUAAAGAUCAUAAUGUUACUCUGGAAAUUUCAGGUGAAAUAUAUUUGAAAAUAUGUAGCAUUUUGUUUGUCACUUUGGUGGUCAUUGAAGCUACGGACCAACACAGGAGGGUUUUUUGAUUUUACCAGUGCAAUAUCAUUGUUCCAAUCACAGCCAGGCAAAACCACUAUCACAGCAGGGGCACAAUCUACCACAACACAAGCUACAGGCAAUCCACAGGCUGAAAUCAUACACACACCACCUGCUGUCGUGUUUCACACCUCGUGAAAACUAUUUGUAUCUCGCCUACUGUUGACCUCUGCUGUGUCUCUUUACAACAGUCAACUGCUGAGCAUUUUAUAGGACUUACCGUACCUAUUUUUCAAACUGGAGUAUUUUACAAAACCUUUGAAAUAUAACUGGAGGCUGGUUUUUCAGUCAGCAGUGGGUGCAUGACAGAAAGUGAAAGCAGCUUUAUUUAGCAAGCUGUUUGCAUGUCGUCCAGUCAGAUUGGAUCUACUUAACCUUCAUGCUUAACAAGAAUAAACCAGUUAUGUUGUCCACUAUGUCCUCACUGUUUAAUGAAAUAUAUAUAAAAAAAACCAGAUGUUGACUGUAUUUGGGAUUAUGACAAUUAUUGCCACAUUUGGAUCAGACCACUUAGAGAUCUACAGAUGUUUUUCCACAGCUCAGUUUUAAAACACACAGUCCAGUAUUAGUUUUACCAUUAUCUUAAAAAACACCCUUUAUAAAGAGGUUUUACGUUGUAACAAAUCGCUUUAUCAGUGGUUAAAUAAUUAGUUUAUCUGAGAAACACUCUAAUUGUCUGUCUGGCAGAGAGUUAGAUGACAAGAUCAAUAUCACUCUCAUUAUCUGUCUGUUCAGUAUAAAGCUGGAGCCUACAGCCUGUUGGCUUAGCUUAGCUUAGUUUAGCACAGAGACCUAAAGCAUGGGGAAACAGCUGGACUGGGUGACUACCAAGGUCCCAGUGACAAAAUGGCUUUUACUCUAAAGCUUUUGAAUGGUUUAAAGUGAUUAGCUAAUGUUAGCAUAAGUAACAAGAUGUAGCUUUCUCAUUGCCUUUACCCUAACCAUAACCACCUCUCUUUUAAUGUGAUACUUUAUAGCUAACAUUAGCUAAUCGCUAAGUUAGCAUUAGCAUGAGUAACAAGAUGUAGCCUUCCCGUUACUCAUACUCAAACAUGAACCACCUCUCUAUUGACAUCAUACUUCAUAUAGCUAGAUUGAUUUUACAGGUUUUUUUAAUAAAAGAUGGUAAAAAGAGCAGUCAUGUUCAAUAACACAGUCAUCAUACGUCUGUUACUGCUUUUUAUGGCAGAACCUCCUCUCUUUUACCGUAAUACUUCAUAGCUAACAUUAGCUAAAGUUAGCAUUAGCAUAAGUAAUAAGAUAGGCCUUAGAAUUACCUUUUCCCCAAUCUGGAAAUCCAGCCUCCAGAGGUAAGGGGAGAAAAAAAAAAAAAAAACAACACUUUUUUUUUCUCCCCUUACCUCUGGAGGCACAGACCGGAGUUUUUCGACUAACAGAAGUGCAGGGGCCUCGGCGAUCGCUCACGCCCUUCACUUCAGGCGGUGCCCCCAGGGAAUCGCCGUGUUGUUUACAAAUACUUAGGGUAGAAAACCAGCAGAGUUUAGCACAUUUUUCACGUCACUAUAUCACCAUGUAGACUAAUCUGAUGUUUGUUAAGUCUAUAAUGAUUGAACAAACGUUACUAUUUCUGUGUGCACGUUUUGUAAAUAACAUGGUUAUCGUAGAUUAGCUGGGCUAACCGUUAGCCGUUAGCAUAGACUGUAUAAAAAUAAGGUGAUAACUCAUUAAACGGUCUGUGAAUAAAAUAUUUU
This is a messenger RNA of Epinephelus moara (kelp grouper), 14230 nucleotides long. Its product is annotated as membrane-associated phosphatidylinositol transfer protein 2-like. Bases 414 to 4697 code for a protein of 1427 amino acids. Gene Ontology annotation, cellular component: cytoplasm. NCBI's taxonomy places the organism in Eukaryota, Metazoa, Chordata, Actinopteri, Perciformes, Serranidae. The transcript has 27 exons. Gene Ontology annotation, biological process: phospholipid transport. Gene Ontology annotation, molecular function: phosphatidylcholine intramembrane carrier activity; phosphatidylinositol binding; phosphatidylinositol transfer activity. The record is from RefSeq and is a predicted model, not a curated record.